CGGGCCCUGAGGGCCGGCGGCGGGCGCGCACCAUGAACUCGUGGGACGCGGGCCUGGCGGGUCUGCUGGUGGGCACGAUGGGCGUCUCGCUGCUGUCCAACGCGCUGGUACUGCUCUGCCUCCUGCACAGCGCCGACAUCCGCCGCCAGGCGCCGGCGCUCUUCACCCUGAACCUCACGUGCGGCAACCUGCUGUGCACCGUGGUCAACAUGCCGCUCACGCUGGCCGGCGUCGUGGCGCAGCGGCAGCCGGCCGGUGACCGCCUGUGCCGCCUGGCCGCCUUCCUCGACACCUUCCUGGCUGCCAACUCUAUGCUCAGCAUGGCCGCGCUCAGCAUCGACCGCUGGGUGGCCGUGGUCUUCCCGCUGAGCUACCGCGCCAAGAUGCGCCUCCGCGACGCCGCGCUCAUGGUGGCCUACACGUGGCUGCACGCGCUCGCCUUCCCCGCCGCCGCGGUCGUCCUGUCCUGGCUCGGCUUCCACCAGCUGUACGCGUCCUGCACGCUGUGCAGCCGGAGGCCGGACGAGCGGCUGCGCUUCGCCGUGUUCACGGGUGCCUUCCACGCGCUCAGCUUCCUGCUCUCCUUCGUUGUGCUCUGCUGCACGUACCUCAAGGUGCUCAGGGUGGCCCGCUUCCACUGCAGACGCAUCGACGUGAUCACCAUGCAGACGCUUGUGCUGCUCGUGGACAUCCACCCCAGUGUGCGGGAACGCUGUCUAGAGGAGCAGAAGAGGCGGCGGCAACGCGCCACCAAGAAGAUCAGCAGCUUCAUAGGCACCUUCCUCGUGUGCUUCGCACCCUACGUGAUCACCAGGCUGGUGGAGCUGUCCUCCGCGGUGCCCAUCAGCUCCCACUGGGGGGUGCUGUCCAAGUGCUUGGCCUACAGCAAGGCCGCAUCUGACCCGUUCGUGUACUCCUUGCUGCGACACCAGUACCGCAAGAGCUGCAAGGAGAUUCUGAACAGGGUCCUCCACAGGCGUUCCCUCCGCUCCUCCGGCCUCACCGGGGACUCCCACAGCCAGAACAUUCUGCCGGUCUCUGAGUGAAGGACGCCGCUCCUGCUGGAGAGCUUGGAAUGAGACGGCUGGUGAGAAGAGGGGGUGGGAGGGCUUGGGGCGCCUGGGCGGACUCCACCGGCCGCCACCAUCUGGCGAGCCCAGGGAUUCCGGUUCCCUGGCUUCGGGGGGGAUCUGAAGCCUGCUUCCUGGUUCCUCGAGGGCAGAUGUUGAACUGUCCCUGUUUAUCACCAAAGGAUGACCGAGGGACAUGCUGUGCUCUGGCUUUUCUUUUGGAGAAGCUCCUUUGAGCUCCUAGACUCACCAGAGACUCCCCAGGAGUCACACCCCGUCCGGUCAUGAUCAAGGACACACAGUGCUGGUGGCAGGUGGGGAAGCAUGGCGUCCACCUGCUCACUAAGCCCUGGACGCUGGGCUCCAUGCUGAAGAAAAGCGGUGACCCCCAUGGGGCAUCAGUCACGCUGAGAGUGAGGCUGGCAGUGGCCAUUUAGCCCCACAUCUGGCAUGGCCACCCUUCUCCACAUGUAGUGGUGGCUGCUUUAACCCAAAUAUCAUUCAGCUGGAACUAACUGACUUGUUCUCGGCUGGGACCCUUGGGCCCCCAUGUCCAAGGAGAAAAUGUUUGCCGACUAGUGUUACCCAACUGUUGCGGACAAGUUGUCUUAGAAAUGGCUAUAUUGGAUUCAACUUUUAUCCCUCUCUUGCCUCCCCCUCCGCCCCAAAGCUAACAUUUGUGUGUGUAGACAAUCUUAGCAUGAAACUGGUUUAAAUAAGCAGUUAUUACUACAUGUAAUAACGUUCUUUGAAGUCUGACCCGAAGUCACCUUCUUCUGGUUCACAUGUCAUAACUGUUGGAGCAAAGGAGAGGCAGGAGGACAGUGUCUGGCAGGUCCCCC
Messenger RNA from Lipotes vexillifer (Yangtze River dolphin), 1912 nucleotides. It is a transcript of the gene GPR26, whose product is annotated as G protein-coupled receptor 26. Gene Ontology annotation, biological process: adenylate cyclase-activating G protein-coupled receptor signaling pathway. The transcript is spliced from 3 exons. Gene Ontology annotation, molecular function: G protein-coupled receptor activity. The coding region runs from base 33 to 1046 and encodes 337 amino acids. Lineage: Eukaryota; Metazoa; Chordata; Mammalia; Artiodactyla; Lipotidae. The record is from RefSeq and is a predicted model, not a curated record. Gene Ontology annotation, cellular component: membrane.